Molecule: messenger RNA, 1311 nt
Organism: Coregonus clupeaformis (lake whitefish)
Lineage: Eukaryota; Metazoa; Chordata; Actinopteri; Salmoniformes; Salmonidae
Gene: ptgfr
Product: prostaglandin F receptor (FP)
Exons: 3
Coding region: 1-1311 (436 amino acids)
Biological process (GO): adenylate cyclase-activating G protein-coupled receptor signaling pathway; inflammatory response; positive regulation of cytosolic calcium ion concentration
Cellular component (GO): plasma membrane
Molecular function (GO): prostaglandin F receptor activity; thromboxane receptor activity
Source: RefSeq, a predicted model, not a curated record
AUGCCAGGCAAUGGGAGUUCCGAGGCGGGAUGCAGCAGGGCAGCGACACGCAGCUACUCCAACACCACCUGCAGCCAGACGGAGCUGUCCAUCACCGCCUCUGCCAUUUCCAUGACCGUGGGCAUCAUCUCCAACAUCCUGGCUCUCUGCAUCUUGGUCAAAGCCUACCGCCGCUUCCGCCUCAAAUCCAAGGCCUCCUUCCUGCUGUUCGCCAGCGGCCUGGUGGGCACCGACCUCCUGGGCCACCUCAUUAACGGCUCCCUGGUGCUGUACGUCUACGCUUGCAACAGGAAGUGGGAGACCUUUGACCCGCACCACAUCCUGUGCGGUCUCUUUGGGGUGUCCAUGGUGUUUUUUGGUCUGAGCCCCCUGCUCCUGGGCAGCCUCAUGGCGGUGGAACGCUGCAUUGGUAUCACCAGGCCCCUGUUCCACUCCACAGUCCUGGCCGCCCACCACAUGAAGAGGUUGCUGGGGAUGACCUGGCUGCUAGCUGCCCUGGUGGCCCUGCUACCUGUGCUGCUGUGGAGACCCUACCAGGUGCAGCGCUCCCAGAGCUGGUGUUUCUUCCGCGUGGAGGGGCCCCGCGACUGGCUGAACGUGGUGCUCCCACUGAUCUUCUCCACGCUGGGCCUCCUGGCACUGCUGGUGUCCAUUGUGUGCAACACCUUGACCAGCUGCACCCUACUGCAGUCCAAGCUGCGCUGCCACCGCCAACGUCGCCGCAAGGACACCUCCCACCACUUUGAGAUGAUCUGCCAGCUCUUGACCAUCAUGCUUGUGUCCUGUGUGUGCUGGGGCCCUUUAUUGGUUAACGUCAUCAUACUGAGCACCCAGGUCCAGGGCGAGCGUGCGUUUGCCCGCCUGCUGCUGGCAGUCCGCAUGGCCACCUGGAACCAGAUCCUGGACCCCUGGGUCUACAUCCUCCUGAGGAAGGCCGUCCUCAAGAAGCUCUUCCUGCUGGUGCACAGCUGCUGGGGCACCAAGUCCCACUCCCACCCCCACACCCUUAACCACUGGAAGUGCAGCCCAGUGAAGGGCUCUGGGGAGACCAGCGGCACCUCCAUCAGCACUAAGCCAGACUUCUUCUCUUUGGAUAGAAAUGUUAACGUCAUCAUACUGAGCACCCAGGUCCAGGGCGAGCGUGCGUUUGCCCGCCUGCUGCUGGCAGUCCGCAUGGCCACCUGGAACCAGAUCCUGGACCCCUGGGUCUACAUCCUCCUGAGGAAGGCCGUCCUCAAGAAGCUCUUCCUGCUGGUGCACAGCUGCUGGGGCACCAAGUCCCACUCCCACCCCCACACCCUUAACCACUAG